Messenger RNA from Aspergillus wentii DTO 134E9, 919 nucleotides. RefSeq lists its product as uncharacterized. The record is from RefSeq and is a predicted model, not a curated record. NCBI's taxonomy places the organism in Eukaryota, Fungi, Ascomycota, Eurotiomycetes, Eurotiales, Aspergillaceae. The coding region runs from base 29 to 586 and encodes 185 amino acids. The transcript is spliced from 2 exons.
CUCUUCAUAGCAUUCCGCAUGCUACAUUAUGACCGAUGAUCUGAAGCUGGACAAUCCGUUUGCUACUGCAGAUGGCGGCGCCUUCGUAUCUCCGGCGCUGGACUUCCUAGCAGGAGGAGCGCCUGGCGAUCUGCUCCCGAGUAGUGAACAGAUUGCUGCCAUUGUUUCUGUCCUUUCAGAUGCUGGCAUAUGCUGUCUCUUUACUCAGGAAUAUGCUUUGGUCUACUAUGGAUCUCGUUGCUUGACGAAAGACCGAGUUUUGUGUAUCCCUGAUGAACAUCAUGGGCGGGCUGUGGAGAUUUUUAAUACAAUCGAUAUACUAAAGCCAUGUGGAAGGAGCCCCAUUUCAUCACCUGGCUCACUCAACCAUACAUAUCCCCGUUUUAAGGCUACAGGGCGACUUGAUUUCUGGCUUCUCGUCCCAGCAAGCUACUAUCAUAUCAUCUGUGAACCUCAGAAUGUGGAAUGGAGCAUGGGCAGUCUACCCUACCCCAAACUUGACGUAUACACGCAGAGUCUGCUCGACACCAAAAACGGGGUAGACUUGGAGGAUAUAAUCGACGCAAUGGACCUGUCAGAGGAGUAGGGGGAGGAGAAUCUGGAUCUAAAUGGUGAUACUGAUACAGAAUGGUUGGAAGGGUAUAUUGAGCGUCUUCGCGGGGAUGAAAUCGAGAAGUUAUGGAUCGAUCUUGAGGCUACUCCUCUUUUGAGGCGGGAUCUCUGGAUGAAGUAUGUAGGGAAUAAACAGAGGCGGCUGGGGUGGAAGUGUCCACCUGAGAUUUACGCGACCAGAUAUCGACGGCAUGGUGCGAAAAAAACCAGGACUUGUCAGAGGGAGGGGUUGUAAGAGCAUUUUACUUUGGUAAUUGUUGUCCGUUUUUAUUCUGUCUGUGUGGGUGUAUCACGAGUCUAAAGCCAG